Protomyces lactucae-debilis is the source of this 1899-nucleotide messenger RNA. Its product is annotated as lysophospholipase catalytic domain-containing protein. Gene Ontology annotation, molecular function: A2-type glycerophospholipase activity. Bases 1 to 1899 code for a protein of 632 amino acids. Lineage: Eukaryota; Fungi; Ascomycota; Taphrinomycetes; Taphrinales; Protomycetaceae. Gene Ontology annotation, cellular component: intracellular membrane-bounded organelle; cytosol. The transcript is spliced from 3 exons. The record is from RefSeq and is a predicted model, not a curated record. Gene Ontology annotation, biological process: glycerophospholipid catabolic process.
AUGGUCGGCGCCUCCUUCUUGGCUGUCGCAGCUCUCACAGCACUCGCGUCUAUUGACGCUCAGAGCGGGUAUAAACCGCGUUUCACAAGUUGCCCCUCUCAACUCAUUCGCUCAGCCAGCACCAUUUCCCCGGAAGAAGCUGCCUACCUCACUUCGCGGGCCCCUCAAGCUCAAGCUGCCUUGCGAAGCUUCAUCACCAGCACCAGUAUCAAUAGUUCCGUGGUGGAUCAGCUCUUCAGCACAAACAGGACUAUUCCGAGGAUUUCCUAUGCUGCAAGUGGUGGCGGCUUACGCGCCAUGGUCUUUGGUGGCUCUAUCUUUCGUGCACUUGACGCGCGAUCCGAUGUAGGCACCAUGGGCGGUGUUCUACAAGGCUGUCAGUACAUGGCAGGUCUCUCGGGCGGUAGCUGGCUGAUUGGAUCCACGGCUGUCAAUGAUUUUGCAACAGUCGAUCAGCUUGUCAAAAGCAAUUGGGACAUUGAUAACGUACGCAACCUCAUUUUCGGCGGUAUCCUCAGUACUGCACGCUACUACACCAAUAUUGUCGAAAGCGUGCAAGCCAAGAACGAUGCAGGCUUCUUCACAUCCAUCACCGACUAUUGGGGUCGCGUAAUCUCUUACCACGUCCUGAACCCUAGCAAUGGUCUCCCAGGCUUCAAUUGGGCUGAUAUUCGCAAUGUCAGCUCGUUUGUCAAUCAUUCUAUGCCAUUCCCACUUGUUGUAUCCGUGGGCCGAGAGCCAGGUACAAUUAUAGUGGAACUCAAUGCCACAAACUUUGAGUUCAACCCAUACGAGCUUGGCUCAUGGGAUGUCAACCUUUACAGCUUUACACCUGUGCAAUACCUCGGAACCAGUAUGCAGAAUGGUCAGCCCAAGGAGAGUAAUCGAUGUGUGCAAGGCUUCGACAACGCUGGCUUCACAAUCGGCACCUCGUCUUCCCUCUUCAAUGGCGCACUUACGCAAAUCAACGGUUCAAACUCUGGUAGCCUGACAGGGAUCAUCACGAACCUGCUCCAAGGCCUCUCGGAGAGUAACAAUGAUAUCGCCGUGUACCCGAACCCGUUCCAAGGCCUCAACAACAUCUCAAGCAGCAUUUCAAACACGCCAAAUUUGACCUUGACGGAUGGUGGCCUAGACAACCAAAACAUUCCACUCUGGCCACUCAUUCAGCCAGAGCGUGAAGUCGAUGCCAUCUUUGCCGUUGACUCAAGUGCCGAUACUACCUAUAACUGGCCAAAUGGCUCUUCUUUGGUUCACACCUACAGGCGAGUCACUGAGGCCGCUUAUCGCACCAAUAAGAGCAUCAGUUUCCCGUAUGUCCCUGACUUCAACACAUUCAUCAACCUUGGAUUGAACCGCAAUGUCACCUUUUUUGGUUGCAACGGCACUAAUGGCACACUCCCUGGUGUUCCACCGCCAUUGAUCAUCUACAUCCCCAAUGCACCCUUCUCCCACUUCAGCAACUUUUCCACGUUUGAUGGAACUUACCCGGAGGCCGAUAUCCAAGGAACCCUCAACAAUGGUCUCAACAUCAUGACAAACGGUAAUUCUACCGCUUUCAAGACCUGUAUUGCGUGUGCCAUCAUGCAACGCGGUCUUGAACGUGCUAACCUGACACAACCGGACGUCUGCCGACAAUGCUUCUCGCAGCAUUGCUGGAGUGGCGUCACCAACUCCACACAACCAGGUGAAGCAUUGCUUGCACCGACAUUAUUGGCAAAUGCAGGCUUUGGUGGCCGUCAGGGUGGUGCACAAUCCACAGGAUCUUCUAGGGCUGCUGCGUCGUCAUCUUCGACUGCUCGUUCGAGUGCUGGACAGUUGAAUGUUGGAGUCGAUGGUGUUCCUGGUGCACUCGGUGCGUUGUUGCUUGCUGGCAUCGUUGGCGCUAUUGCUAUUUGA